AUGUCAUCCGAGCAGACAUACGAUUUCAUCGUCGUGGGAGGUGGUCCGGCUGGGUGCACUCUGGCCUCGCGAUUAGCACAAUUGGCCGGAAAACCAAGUGUGCUCCUCCUGGAAGCCGGAGGUCGAAAUGACGACAGGUCACUGCGCGUCGAUGGUACCAUUCAUGUCGUUGAGUACAACAAGUAUGCCUGUCCCGCGGCCGGUGAUCACGGCACCAAGGGUGUUCUGGGUAUUGGCUAUGCAAAGGAGUGGGAGCAGGACUUGCCUUUGGUGCUGGACGCCCUUGAGCAGGCUGGCUUCCCAAGAAACAACGAUCAUAACUCGGGCAACCCAAUUGGAAUGGCCCUUUCCAUCAACUCCGCGCGCGAGGGGCUACGAACCACUGUCACCGAUCUGCUUGCUGCUGCCCCCGCAAAUCUGGUCACCAUUACCGAGAGCCCGGUGCAGCGCGUUAUUAUGGAGGGAAAGAAGGCUGUUGGUGUCGAAUCCAACGGCAACCAAUUGUUCAACAUACCAGUAGUCCACGACCUCCCAGCCGUAGGCCAAGGCCUACGCGACCACCUCUUCGUCCCCGUGGCCGUAACACGCAACCCAGAGACCAACGACCGGAACUCCUUCUUCAAACACCAAGCCGCAAUGGCCAGCGCCAUGAAGCAAUGGGAAACAGACAACACCGGCCAAUGGGCACGCUACUUGAGUCUAGCCAUGAUGCUAAUGAACGAACAAUCUGUGGGAGAAGUGCGACUGCAAUCAUCGAACCCGGACGACCCUCUUCUCUUCGAUCCCAAGUUCCUGGAACAUUCCUUCGACAGACGCGCCUGUAUCGAGAUCUACAAACACCUAAUGGAAGUGAUGAACCAUCCUUCAUUCGCGAAGGAUACCGUUUCCACAAUCCAAGGCCCCUCUUCUGAGUCCGACGAGGAUAUUCUCGAGUUUUGGCGGAACAACCUGUCGUCUACGUGGCAUAUGACCGGGACUGCGAAGAUGGCUACGGCCUAUGUGACAAGUGCUACGGCUGCUGAUGUUUUGAUUCGUGAUUAUGGGUUGGAUGAGAAAGCUCGGGUGUGA
This is a messenger RNA of Penicillium cinerascens, 1068 nucleotides long. RefSeq lists its product as uncharacterized. Bases 1 to 1068 code for a protein of 355 amino acids. The transcript has 5 exons. Gene Ontology annotation, molecular function: oxidoreductase activity, acting on CH-OH group of donors; flavin adenine dinucleotide binding. The record is from RefSeq and is a predicted model, not a curated record. Lineage: Eukaryota; Fungi; Ascomycota; Eurotiomycetes; Eurotiales; Aspergillaceae.